This is a messenger RNA of Monomorium pharaonis (pharaoh ant), 2642 nucleotides long. Its product is annotated as sentrin-specific protease 1. The transcript has 3 exons. Gene Ontology annotation, biological process: protein desumoylation. Bases 451 to 2184 code for a protein of 577 amino acids. Gene Ontology annotation, cellular component: nucleus. Lineage: Eukaryota; Metazoa; Arthropoda; Insecta; Hymenoptera; Formicidae. Gene Ontology annotation, molecular function: deSUMOylase activity. The record is from RefSeq and is a predicted model, not a curated record.
GAAAGUACGCGCGGGCCGGGGAGUAGUGAAUCUGCUCGGAGCAGGUUCUCGUGUAAAAGCGAUGCAAGGUGUCGAGCGCGAUAUUGCGCGAUAUGUACGAGAUGUGUCACCGCUAUUCGCAACGUUUGCCAAAUUAAGUUCCGUGGACAUCCGUGAACGACAAAUCGCCCAGACCGGACGAGAAAAUAUCAUUUAAACUAAUCGUUAUCUUGACGGCUAUACGGCGAAUUUAGCGCAGUUUCUUGAGUAAGCACCGACAGGAAUAAAGUUGAAUUUUUAUUAUUGGCUUCUGCAUACUUGGUGUUUUUAAUAGAGAUCAAACAAGAUACAGAUCAACAUUUACUUAUUCAUCUGGUUUGUCUAAAUUCCUGGUAUAAAAAUUCCAUAUUGCGCUACAUUAAUAGCAUAUGCUGGACAAUAAUAAAAUCGGAAUAAAUAUAUGUAUUAACAAUGACUAUGAUAUUUGAUUUUCUGAAGAAAAUCUUUCGAUGGGUGGAUGAAGGUUCUAAGAAACGGAAAGCUUCCGAGGAUUGCAGCUUUGAGGAGGAAUAUGCAACGCCCAAGAGAUUUAAAUCCAAUUGUAAUAUAGCACACACAAUGGAGCCCUAUUAUAUUGAUGAUAGCGACGAUGAUGAUAUCAUUUGUCUAGGCGAGCAGAAAUGUUCGCCAGUGAGACCAUGCACACAGUUGAACGGUACUCAUAAGAAACAACCACAAUCUUAUGAAUAUUACAAAGUUACGUCUCCCAGUUGUAAAUCUACUUGCACACAACUGCAUCACAGUAAAUCAAGUAUGGAGCAUUUUUUCCAUCACAAACACAGGAUGGCAGAUACCUGUCACAAGUCUCCCACAUUAUCCAAAACUAAUCAGUUGAAAGAAAAAUAUCAGUAUGAAGAGAUGCUGCAAAAUCUGCUUCCAAAUAGGAUACAAGUAUUGGACAAACAUGUUGAAUACACUUCUAUACCCAAACCUAUAGAAGUGAUUGAUCUAGAAAAACAAUCGGAAUUGGCGACGUCCAACAAAAUUCAAUCGUCUGUCACUAAUACGUCUAAGACGAUGACGGCACCAUACCGUCAUAGAGGCUGCACAUCAAACUGUACUAGGAUAGACAAAGAAAAAGUUCCUAUUUUUGAUUAUAAUGAGAAAAGUAUCACAUCGAGGUAUAUGCAGCCUGACAAAGUGAUUACAAUUGAUAGACCCAGUACGAGUGGUUUGGUGAAACCUCCAUCGACAAAGUUGCCCGUUAAAGUUGUCGCAACUAACUCAUUGCGCGAUGAGCUGGCUGCGAAAGCUGUCAUGAGACAAGACUUCAUCCCACAAGUUACUAAAAGAUACAACGAGCGAAUUGAACAACGGCACAGGGAGGCUGAAGAACUGAAGAAGAUGACGUGUGUCCUAUCGAAACACAACAGAUAUGCAAGAGAAGCAGCUCUGGAAGAACAAUUGGCACGUUCUAUGAAAUUAUAUCUGUCUGUGCUAGAUGAUAGAGACGAGCAGGUGGAACCGGCAUUGCCGGCCUUGACCGACGAGAUGUUGCGAGAAGUGAGGAACGCUAUUGCACCAGGCUCUCCGGGUGAAGUUCUUGCGGAAGGUUUUGGUCUAAGGAUCACACGGAAGGACCUCUACACACUAGCUGACUUAAAUUGGCUGAACGACGAAGUAAUAAACUUCUACAUGAAUUUAUUGAUUGCUAGAGGCACAUCUUUGGAUAAGUAUCCAAAAGUACAUGCAAUGAACACAUUCUUUUAUCCAAAACUUUUGUCGGGUGGUCAUUCGUCUCUGAAGCGGUGGACUAGGAAGAUAGACAUAUUUGCACAAGAUCUUAUGGUUGUGCCUAUACAUCUUGAUAUUCACUGGUGUAUGUCGAUAGUAGACUUCCGGGAUAAAACGAUUAUUUAUUAUGACAGUAUGGGGAGCAGUAAUCCAAAGUGUCUGGCAGCGUUAAAACAAUAUUUACAGGAUGAGAGUUUAGAUAAAAAGAAACAACCUUAUAAUAUGAAUGAUUGGAAAUUACAGUCUGCCAAGAAUAUUCCGCAACAGAUGAACGGCAGCGACUGUGGCGUGUUCUCUUGCAUGUUUGCCGAAUAUGUCUGUGCAAACAAGAAAAUAACUUUCACGCAGGAUGAUAUGCCGUACUUUAGGAAUAAAAUGGUUUAUGAGAUACUCAAGGGUAAACUUUUGUAAGAAGUAUCUUUAUGUAUUGCUUCAACAAGUUGGAAAAUAGUUGAGGAAUUCUAUCUGAGGAUUAACGAUGAAACUAUACUGUAAUAAAAUGGACGGUUUAACAGCAUUGGAGUAUUGUUUGAAAACAUAUUUAUGUAUCAUUAUUCUUAAAAAAAGAGGAGGGAGAGAGAGAGAGAGAGAGAGCGAGAGAGAGAGAGAGAGAGAGAGAGAGAGAGAGAGAGAGAGAGAGAGAGAGAGAGAGAGAGAGAGAGAGAGAGAGAAUAUAUGUGUGUGCGCGUGCGUGUACAGUAACACUUUCAGUUUGACUUUUAUAUUUUCCUUUCAUUUCGGAAUUAGUUUAUAAGUUAUAAUAAUCAUAGUAUUAAUACUUUGUGUACGAUUAUCUAUAUUAAUACAACAAAAGCGCGUAUUAAUUUGAUUAGCUUAAAUAACUUUAAAAUAAAUAAUUUUAAUGAACA